Didymella exigua CBS 183.55 is the source of this 3310-nucleotide messenger RNA. RefSeq names its product F-box/WD repeat-containing protein pof1. The transcript has 2 exons. Gene Ontology annotation, cellular component: Pwp2p-containing subcomplex of 90S preribosome; small-subunit processome. Gene Ontology annotation, molecular function: protein binding; snoRNA binding. NCBI's taxonomy places the organism in Eukaryota, Fungi, Ascomycota, Dothideomycetes, Pleosporales, Didymellaceae. Gene Ontology annotation, biological process: maturation of SSU-rRNA. The record is from RefSeq and is a predicted model, not a curated record. Bases 142 to 3015 code for a protein of 957 amino acids.
CGAAAAGUUCAUCAAUUUUCGAGCUGGCGUCCAACCACCAAAUCAGGAGCCCGGAGAAGCAAUGAUCUGAAGGAUAUACUGUAAAUCUUCUACUCUUGCUUAUACGCUUGUGAUACUCUCAGAGUUUGGUAGUGACGCAUCAUGGUCAAGUCAUAUAACAAGUACGAGCAGAGCGACGCUUUUGGCGUUGUUGCGACUGCUACCUCCAAUCUCGUCUGGGCUGCCGAAGUCACCGCACCUGGCUCCAAGUCCUCCGGAGCAGGACGUGCAUACGCCGCCGCAAACGAAGAAGUGCUUUGCUGGGAUGUAAAGAAGGGCGAGCUCUUGAGCAGAUGGCGCGAUGCCAGCUGCACUGAGGAGGUGACAGUCAUUUGCCGUAGUGAGAUCGACCCGGAUGUGUUCGCUGUGGGAUACGCAGAUGGAAGCAUACGAAUCUGGGACGCAAGGACGUCGACCGCCAUUAUCAGCUUCAACGGACAUAAGUCAGCCGUCACCACCCUAGCUUUUGACCAGAGUGGAGUGCGCCUUGCAAGUGGUGCCAAAGACACAGACAUCGUGAUAUGGGACCUCGUUUCGGAGACCGGUCUCUUCAAACUUCGAGGGCACAAGGGCCAGAUCACCGGCCUGAAAUUCCUCCAUCCCGGAAAAGCACCGCAGGAAGAUGGAGAAGCGGUGGAAAUGGAUACCGACCAGGCUUUUCUACUCUCCACGAGCAAGGACGCCUUGAUCAAGAUCUGGGACAUCAGCACACAGCAUUGUAUCGAAACACACAUUGCGCAGACGAACGGGGAGUGCUGGGCGCUUGGAGUAUCACCGGACGGCAGUGGAUGCAUUACUGCAGGAAAUGAUGGCGAAUUGAAGGUCUGGGCUAUUGAUCUGCCGGGGCUGCGACAAGCUGGAGCUGCUGUUGGCGAAGCUACAGAACAGCGCUACCUCACAGCAAGAGGCAUCUUAUACCGAUCUGGAAAGGAUCGAACACAGGGCAUCUAUUUCCACCCCAAGUCCAACUACAUUGCGGUACACGGCGCAGAGAAAGCCGUCGAAAUCUGGCGGAUACGCACAGAAGAGGAAGUGAAGAAAAGUCUAGCCAGGAAGAGGAGAAGAAGACGUGAGAAGGGAAAGAAUGAGACAAACAGCGAGGCACAAGAGGAAGAGGCGGAAGAUAAGAUCAACGUAGCAGACGCUGAAAUUGGUGAUGUAAUCACCUCGUACGUUACAGUGCGCACGGCAGGAAAGGCCAGGUCCGUUGCAUGGAUGAAGACUAGGGGAUCGAAGAAGAUGCAGCUCUUGAUCGGCACUAACAACAACCUUAUCGACGUAUACGAUAUCCCUACGAAGAGCAAGUCGAAGACCGACGAGGUACCAGACUAUACCCGCACACUGUCUGUUGAGCUGGCAGGACACAGGAACGACGUGCGUGCACUGGCUCUCAGCUCAGACGACCGCAUGUUGGCAUCAGCUUCGAGCGGUGGCCUCAAAAUCUGGAACAUCAAGACACAGAACUGCUUGCGAACGCUGGAGUGUGGCUACGCGCUUUGCUGCGCGUUCUUGCCCGGUGACAAGAUCGUAGUCGUUGGUACGAAAGAAGGUCAUCUUGAGCUUUACGACAUUGCAGCUUCGUCACUACUUGACAAGAUCGAGGCCCACGAGGGCGCUGUCUGGACCCUACAAGUCCAUCCUGGCGGGAAGUCACUCAUCACAGGAAGUGCAGACAAGUCGGUCAAGUUCUGGAACUUCGAGAUUGCGCAGGAAGAGAUUCCCGGUACAAAGCGCACACUGCCUCGACUCAAGCUUGUACAGUCACGGAUAUUGAAGCUUAACGAUGACGUUCUGAGUCUGCAGUUUUCGCCUGACUCCAGAUUGUUGGCCGUCGCAACCCUCGAUAACACUGUCAAGGUCUUCUUCGUCGACUCACUCAAGCUCUUCCUCAACUUGUACGGUCACAAAUUGCCAGUCCUCAACAUAUCGAUAUCCAGCGACAGCAAGCUGAUCGCGACAUGUUCCGCCGACAAGAACGUUCGAAUUUGGGGUCUCGACUUCGGUGACUGUCACAAAGCGCUCUUCGGCCACGAAGAUAGCAUCAUGCAAAUAUCUUUUAUCCCACACCCCGUGGAUGGCGACGAGAAGCACAUCUUUUUCAGCGCAAGUAAAGACAAGACAAUCAAGAGCUGGGAUGGCGACAAGUUCCAGCAGAUACAGAAGUUCCGCGGUCACCACGGCGAAAUUUGGGCUAUGACAUUGGCUCGCACCGGCGACUUCAUCGUUACUGCCUCUCAUGACAAGAGCAUCCGCAUCUGGUCCAAGUCUGACGAGCCCAUAUUCCUCGAGGAAGAGCGUGAGCGCGAACUUGAGGAGCUCUACGAAAACACGCUUGCCCACUCUCUCGAAGACGAGGAAAAUCCCAACGGCGAACGCGCAGAAGCAGUCGAUGCCUCGAAGCAGACUAUCAGCUCUCUCACAGCCGGAGAACGUAUCCAAGAAGCGCUCGAUCUUGGCAUCGCAGACUUGGAAGUUGUUCGCGAGUGGGAGGUGCAGAGACGGGCAAACCCCAAGAUUGCGCCACCACAACGCAAUGUCAUAUUCAUGGCGCUAGGCAACAUCUCAGCGGAGCGCCACGUCCUGAACACCAUGGCAAAGAUUCCCGCCGCACAGCUUCAGGACGCACUGCUUGUCCUGCCGUUCGCGUCCCUACCUGCGCUCUUCACGUUCCUCAGUAUUUGGGUGCAGAAGCAGUGGAACGUAACACUCACUUGCCGUGUGCUAUUCUUUAUGCUUAAGACACAUCAAAAGCAGAUCGUCGCCUCGAGGGAGCUGAAGACAAUGCUCGAGGACAUGAGAAGUGAGCUGAGGAGAAGUCUUAGCGGUAACAAGGAUCUGAUCGGAUUCAACGUUGCAGCGCUAAGGUUCGUGGGCGAGAGGGUAGACGAGCAGAAGAUUGUCAGGCUGGAAGACGUGGAGAGGAUCGAAGAAGAGGGCUACCAGAGGAAGAAGAGAGGGUUUGUGGAUGUUGCGUAAAAUUUUCGAUUUCCAAUGCAUUGAAAGGCGUCAUAGCUGGUUGGUCAUGUAUAGGUACCAUGGCCUUGCGCUGUCUUUGAAAUCCAAGGCUUCUCAAAGCGCAAUGAUACGUGCUUUCCCAGUACACGAUUCAACUUCGCGCGAUGCGCUCAUCUUCGGCAGGCCAAACGUGCGCUCGGAUCGAAGCGUUAGUACGGCAGUGACUCGCUAAUUACGCGGUGAAAGUGAAAUACCGUGAACGGGCUACAUUGUUGUCCAUUAACAGAGAGUAAGAUAUACAGACACUGUAGCCAAC